CACACACACACACACACACACACACACACACACACACACAUCAUGGACAACCUCGGGCCCCAGUCUGGCAACAUGCACGCCGGCACACAGAACACCCGCCUGUCCCCUGGCUCAGGCAGCCCAGCCCAUGACAGCAACGGCAUGGACGGCCUUGCAACAGCAGCGGCAAACACAAGCUUCGGCGCCGCCUCCUCCCCCAAGAAGCCCUCCACGCUCGCCCAGGAGAACCGCGCGCACAUGCAGCACAUGCAGUACACCCAGUACCGCGCGCAACACCAGCAGCCGGCAGCCAGCGUGUCCCCGCUCAUGCUCAACAACAUCCGCCCAGCGUCCACCAGCCUCCUGGACGGCUACGACGACGACGACGCGCAACACAACACACAGCACGGCCACAACAGUCACCUGCAGUCCUCAGCACAGCGGUCCGCCUCCGCUGUCGUCCUCUCCCACCCCUCCUCCUCAUCGGCGAACGCGACAUCAGCCAUGAACACAAGCGGGCAGCUGCACCAGUCAACAACAUCAAGCACCAGCGAGCACACCAAGUCCUCCGCAUCCUCCUCGCCGCUGCCGCUCAGCCCACCCUCCCCGCAAACACACACGGCUCGCACCCUCGUCAGCUUGGCAAACCCAACGCCAACAACGCCAACGCGCCAGCUGCCCACAUCGGGCGCUGCCCCGUUUUCCGUGCCUGCAGGCAACCACGCCAUGGCUGGUGGUGGUGGUGACGAUGCCGCCGCCGCAACGGCCGCAACCACCAUCGCAGUCACGACCAUGGCCUCUGUCGACGCUUCCCUGCCCACGAAGCGUGCCAAGCAGCAGCUCUCCGCCUUUCCAACCCUCAACAGCAAAAGCACGGCCACGCCGCCGUCUGUGACCGCACCCUCCACAACAACUCCCGCCAGCAAAAAGAAGACCACCACCUCCACAACAACAACGUCGAGCACACGGCGCAAGAAGCAGGGCAAGAAGCCCAAGCGCGCCGCCACAUCCCCGUUCCGCCGCCGCCGCCCAAACACGGCGCGCCGUGGGCAGUGCCGGAACUUUGUCUGCAAGGACUGCGGCAAGGCCUUCAAGCACAAGACCCACUUUACCCGCCACGUCUUUACUCACAACAACCCGCCCACCUUCGUCUGCGGCUACACGCUCAGCAACGGCCAGCCUUGCCAGCAGGGAUUCUACCGCCGCGACCACUACGAGUACCACUGCCGCCAGCACACGGGCGAAAAGCCCUUUGAGUGUCAGGUCAAGGACUGCGGCCAGUCCUUUCGCCAAGCCAGCGCGCUUCGGCGCCACAUGCAGCGCAUCCACAAGGGCGUCGCCUCCAAGUCGUCGUCCUCCUCGUCCUCCUCGGCAUCUGCUGCAGCGGCCUCGGGCACAAAGCAAGCUGCCCCCGCCAAGGGCAACAGGAAGCCCAGGCGGAAGGCUGGCAGCAACAAGGCAGCCGCUACAGGCCCCGCUCCUCGCCCACCCGCACAUGUGCCGCACCAGCAUUCAGACGCGACUGCGCAGGCAAACAUGGCAAACCUUGCCAUGUUCCAGCAACUCUGCAAUCUGCAGCAGCAGCCACAGCAGCAGCAGCAACAGCUAAACGCGCGGAGCUCGUUCCCACGCCCCUUGCCCCUCAACUCGUCUUCCUCCUCCGCCUCUUCUUCGAGAACGCCCUUGUCGGCCAACAACACCGCUGCUGCACCCUCCCUCUCGGCUGACUUCCUGGCACAGCUCAUGCAGCAGAUGGUGGCCUCAACCCAGGCGCAAGUGGCGACGUCGAGCAACGCCGUUGCUGCAGGCCCGCCGCCGCCACCACCACCUCCGCAGGCACAGCCAGCGACCGUUGCAAUGCAACAGCCAGAGCAGGAUCAGGGCAGCUUGGAUAUCCGCUUGCUUGGCCAGCUGCUCAGCGACGUGCUGCAAGGCCAAACUGGCCCUGCCAACGCCAUGCAGCAACAGCAGCAGCAGCAGCAACAGCAGCGUGUGUCUGCUUCUGGUGCUGUGAACAGCGCCGCGUACCAAGUGGCGGCGGCGCAGCAACAGCAGCAGCAGCAGCAGCAACAGCAUGGUGGUGAGCCGCUGCCCCUGAACAUGCCCUUCAUGCCCACGAUGGCCCGCAACCAGGCUCAGCCUCAGAACAGCAACCACGGCCAAGCCUGCACCUCUUCGGCGGCUGCCUACAGCGCGAUGGCCAGCAAUGCUGGGGCUGCGUUUACACGCCAAAGCCACCAGCGCUUUGCCGAACAGGCUCCACCACACCCCUAUCAUCAUCAGCAGCAGCAUCAGCAUCAGCAGCAACAGCAGCCAAACAUGAACUCCCUACAGCAGUACCUGGCCGCUUCCAUGCAGACGCCACCGCGCCGAGCAUCUGCGGCGACCUCCUUUGAUCUGAGCUUUCUGAACAUGCCGCCGCAAACCCCGCCACGCCCCAUUUUGCAGCUGACGGUGUCGUCGUCUCCAUCUGGGUAG
Molecule: messenger RNA, 2457 nt
Organism: Salpingoeca rosetta
Lineage: Eukaryota; Choanoflagellata; Craspedida; Salpingoecidae
Product: zinc finger protein zfp2
Exons: 2
Coding region: 43-2457 (804 amino acids)
Biological process (GO): regulation of transcription by RNA polymerase II
Molecular function (GO): RNA polymerase II cis-regulatory region sequence-specific DNA binding; DNA-binding transcription factor activity, RNA polymerase II-specific
Source: RefSeq, a predicted model, not a curated record